Molecule: messenger RNA, 2637 nt
Organism: Aureobasidium uvarum
Lineage: Eukaryota; Fungi; Ascomycota; Dothideomycetes; Dothideales; Saccotheciaceae
Source: the annotation of a GenBank genome assembly
AUGGAGUCCAACAAAUGGGGUGACGGCAAGUACUGCGAGAACGGCCUCAAGUUCUAUUGUUGUGAAAUAGAUCAGGCCAAGAGUAUUGACUGCUACUGGAAUGACGGACUUUCGUGCAAGAACGACGAUGUCGACAUGACUUACGAUUAUGAAGGUUUCGUGUUUGGCAGAGUCUUCUGCUGCUCUCCGACUGAAGCCAAGCGUUGGAACAACUGUGCAUGGCAUGGCAAAGAGGGCAAUUGCUUCGACAAUCACUGCGACACGAUUAGUCAGGUGCAGCUGGCCGAAAGCAAGAGCGGCGAAGGCAAGACCUGCGGUGUCCACUUGGAAAGACAAAGAGUAUACUGCUGUGAUCCAGCAGACGGUCAAUCUCUGUUCCUUCCCGUUCCUCUGGAUUAUCUCUUCCCAGAUGCACCAGACGAGGAUACCGCGGAUGCUGAAUACAAGCUCAAGGUGGAUCCGACCUGGGGAGGCGAGGUCAAGGCUUCCGAUGAUGAGCCCAACGACGCUGCCUUCGGAUUUUUCGUGCUUGCUUCGCCUGAGGAAAUCCAGACAUCGCUCGACAAGCGUGACGGAUCCCACUGGGAGCUCUUCGAUUGUUUUGACGAUGUCAGCGAGGGUACACACACGAUUCGUAUGAUCUGUUCCGACACCUCUGAAAACAGCAACUGCAACAAGAUCCACCUGGGCAAAGGAGUACCAGGAACCAUCAUCGAGAUGCCCGACAAGUGCGGUCCCGGCAAGUAUGCCGUAGCCAAUGGCAUACAGGUCUCCUCGAACCAGACUCUUCCGGAUCACUUGAACAAAAGAAGCUUCCCUGAAGAUGCAGUUGUCCAUGAUCUGACCUUCAACUACGACUUCACCCUGGUUCCACGCGACUUUGGCGACACACAAAUGCGACUUGACUUCUCCAACGAAAAGGGAUACUGGGACUCUGUGGUCGACAAGGCUGGAAACAGCAAGAGAAAGCGUUCGCUAGAGGACCACAAAGGCAACCACAGACGUUGGCUUGAGGAAGAGUGGCGAGACGACUAUCACAUGGGUGCACGAGAGUCGUCGGAUCUUCAUAAACGAUGGUUUGGCGAGGACGUCCUAGACUGGCUCAAGGGUCUACUCAACGUGGCUUCUAGUGGAGGUCUCGAGAUUCAACACACCGUCGAUCAGACCAUCACUGCGAUCCUCAUCAACGAACAGUACGGACCUUGCAAUUUCAAGGGCGUCGAGGUUCAGGCCAACCUGAAAGCCGAGGCACGAGCGAAUGUCAAAGUUUCGACGUCCUUUGGCCUGACGAUUGUAUCAACCCUGACAAUCCCACCCGAUCUUUCCAGCUCGCAUCUAUACUUCAAGAACAACGGUGAAGUCUCAGCGACGUUCACUGUUGACGCGCUUACGUCCGCCACUUUCGACACCAAGGAUGUUGAGUUGUUUGGCCUUGACCAGUUUCCAGGCGCGAUUUUCAACGUGCCCGGUAUUAUGACAGUCGGCCCCAACUUCCGUCUCUUUGGCUCUGUCGAUGCAAGUGUCGAGGUAGCCGGCCAUCUCCAAGCAGAUGUGGCUCUUGGUUCAUGGGAUAUCCAGCAGACCUAUCCAGCGGCGAAUAAGGAUUUCGAGCCCCAGGGUCUGAGUACUCCCAACAUUGACGGCACGCAAGCUGAUUUGAACGACAUGACAUUUGACUACAGCGUCACUGCCAAUGGAUCCCUCUCCGUGCAUCUCAAACCGACCUUUACAUUCGGCAUCGAGUUCAAUCCCUCUUGGAAAGUGGAUUCUUGCAAAGUUGAUCUGGUCGCGGAUGGCUUCAUUACUUUCUCAGCAGGUGCCACGACACAAUCAGGCAGCUGUCCCUUUACAUAUGGCAUAGAGGCAGGAGCGGAGCUCUACGCCAAGGUCGCUGCACCAAAAAUCUAUGGAUGGGAUCUAGGCACCGAUCACUUCAGCAUCCAGAGGACUGAGCCCAUCCCCAUCGUUCAAGGCGAUUCUUGUGCCAAAUCAGAGAAGCACAAACGAAACGUUCUCCCUCUCGGAGCCGACCAUCUCGCCACUGCUAUCGGCGCUCCAGCGAUCCACUCUUUCGAAAAGCGUAACGAUGUUAUCGGACCCCUUGUACGUCUCAAAUCUGGACUAUCGUGUCCUGGUGAAGAAACAAACAACGGAACAUACGGUUGUCCACUAUGUGGAGAUGAUGAGUCGGUCGAGUCCACAGACCUGACUCGUCGUGCUGACGGUGGAGCUACAUGUGCAUAUGAGCCAGUAGCCCCAGGUCUCGAAGCCUGUGUCGGCAACUUCGAAAGCGUGAGCAAACGCUGGAUGUCUGGCGAUGUUAUACUCGACAAACGUGUCAAACGAGCUGCGAAACCGCUUGCUUGGCAAUAUCCCCCAGGUACGAGAGCUGUUGACGUAAUUAUCAACUACUAUCCAAGUUGUUCGGCAGAUGGUCUUCCUUCGAACAUUGGAAGAUGGUACGAUUAUAAAGACAUCUCGGAAAAUGGUGUCUGCACUGCCGAAGUGGCCAAGAAGAACAAAGAUGCGGGCAAGAAUACUGUCGAUGGACGCCCGAUCGGAGAGUUUGCCAGUACGCAGAUACACCGUCCUGUUUAUUUGAUGAUGCUGACAAACAAUAGCGGAGCAUAUCUUUGA